GGGUAUAAAUGAUGCGAGAUGUAAACAUCUCGAGUACCUAAUCCGACAAUCGAACCGAUUAACGCGUUUCCCACAAACUUUUCGUCGAAACAUUCGCAAGAAAUCUUACGUGCGAAAUGGCGUUAUUACCGGCAUGUCGAUUCCAAACAUACGAGAACGAACAGUGAUUCUCAUGCGCUCCGAUUGCGAUCCCAUUUGCCUUGAAGAAAACGACCACGCGACGCGACGGUAGAAGAAAAAUAGAAAAACCGGUAGAUAGUGCAAAAGGAAGAAAAACAGAUGAAGCAGUUCGAAAGGUAGGUGGCACUGCAUCGGUCGCGUCUCUGUGGGAGAGCCUCUGCUUUCGGCUGGGAGCUACGUGACGCGGCGCGGUUUCAGAGGGCGUCGACGAACUCGCCCGAGCCUACGUAGAAGCAACGGAAAGCCGCGAGGACAGCGUUGGAGGGGAUCAGGGGACUCGUCGAUGCUUGGUUAAACGGCGGCGCAGGAGAGAGCGGAGGGAUUGUUAGUAAGCGAAGCGGCCAUCUUGCGAGGCUCAGUCGGAAACCAACUGCCGAGCAGUGAGGGAAGGUAAACGAAAGAGGACCCGAUGUGUUAGCCGAAGGAUUUUUUAAUGCGCUUCCGAGCUCGGUUACCGCUACGUGCGAGAAGCUGUGUGCGAUACCGAGAACGGAGCACCGAUUAUCCAGAGAUUUUCGUUAACGGAGAAACUCUGGUUUAUCCGGCGAAGAGUCUCAAGACAGGAGGGGACAAGUGGCGGGUGCGGAGGUAGACGAAGUUGCGACGCUCGAGGUGAAGCCGGGGAAUUGAUGUGUGCAGUCUUGCUCAAAUCUCGAUUCUCGUGGAAGAAGCUCGACCGCUGAUAACAUCUCAUCUGAUUGAAGCCAGUGGCGAGAAACGAUAGGACGUCUAUUCGUUCGGAUUAUCAGAGAGUCCGGAUAGAAGAGAAGAAAGAACGACGGAUAAGAGAGAAAGAGAGAGAAGAAGAAAAGAAGAAAGAAAAGUGUAGUGUCUGAAAGUCUGUGAUAGUAUUUAUUCAAACGAUUCAGCUACGACGCAGAUCGUCUACCACAGUGAAAACAACGUUUGUUGCUCGAAUAGAUCACACGAGAUAGAAAAACAGAGGAAUAGAUAGCCUUUGUAUAUUUAUUUAUAUCUGUGAUACCGACACUGAUAUACAUCGAACUAUCCCGAAGUGUGAGAGACAAAAAGGGUACUACGUUGUCGGUAGAGGGGGAGUGAAGUAAAGAUCGAGGAAAGCAGGCGGAGCUGAAACAUAGUAUAUUCGAAGAAAAACGCGACUUGGGAAAUCAAGAUUGCGGGAAAGAAGAUUAUAUCAGUAUCUUAGUGGAUAUAGAUGUUUUUGUAUAUACGACUGACUCUUUUUUACAAUUAUUGAUAUCUGAUUAGGGGGGAGAUAGAGAGAGAGAGAGAGAGAGGGGGGGGGAGAAAAAGUAUAGUUAGCGUUUCACUGUUAUUCGUUGAACGAGAAAGAGUCGGGAGACUCUUUUCUGAAUACCAAACACAACCGGAGCAGCAUUGUCGCGUGCAAAAAUGGUGGAGAAAAUCUUGGAAGAACGAGAGGACGGGUGUCAGGAGGCUGGGCGAGAAGAUGCAAAAUGCAGGGACACCGUGAGCACAACGGGGGAAUCUAUGAACACGGUGCAAGCUCGACAAGAGGAGGCCAGGCGUAAGAGACGCAGAAAGAAACGCUCUGGUUCUUCCUUGAUGUCUUCUUGUUUUCAAGAACUGUACAGAUUGACUGGUGAAGUUCUUGGAGAAGGUGCUUACGCCUCGGUUCAGACUUGUAGGUCGCUCUACACGGAUCUCGAGUAUGCCGUUAAAAUCAUCGACAAAAUUCCUGGACAUGCACGCGCGCGUGUUUUCAAAGAAGUCGAGACGUUUCAUCAUUGUCAGGGGCAUCCGAAUAUCAUUCAGCUAAUCGAGUUUUUCGAAGACGAAGAGAAGUUUUAUCUGGUAUUCGAGAAGGUAAACGGUGGUCAACUGUUGAAUCGAAUUCAAGAGAGGAUUCAUUUCAGCGAGCGAGAAGCGAGUCAAAUAGUCCGGGAGAUCGCAAGCGCGUUAAAUUUCCUUCACAAGAAAGGUAUCGCCCACAGGGAUCUGAAACCGGAAAACAUUCUGUGCGUGUAUCCAGAUAAACUGAUACCGAUUAAAGUGUGCGACUUCGAUCUUGGUUCGGGCAUCAAAUUCAACAACUCGCUGUCCAGUCCUGUAGCUACGCCGCAACUUCUAACUCCGGUUGGCAGCGCUGACUUCAUGGCUCCGGAAGUUGUCGAAGCUUUCAUCGGGGAAGCAAAUUAUUACGAUAAACGAUGCGAUCUAUGGAGCCUUGGCGUGAUCAUGUACAUUCUUCUCUGUGGUUAUCCACCUUUCUACGGGAAUUGCGGUUCCGACUGCGGCUGGGAGCGAGGAGAGCAUUGUCAGGCUUGCCAAGAGCUCCUGUUUACCAGUAUUCAAGAGGGCAGGUAUGAAUUUCCGGACAACGAAUGGAGCUGCAUUUCGGAGGACGCGAAAGAUUUGAUCAGAGGUCUGCUUGUGAAGGAAGCCCAUCAAAGACUCAGUGCCGAGAGUAUUUUGAAACAUCCAUGGAUCAAUCCUGGUCCGAGCCUGGUUGAAAAUACCGAGAAAUCUCUCAAGACUCCUCAUAUAAUCAGGAGGAACAAUUCCGCCAGAGAACUGUCGGUGUUCGCCGAAUCGGCAAUGGCUGUGAAUCGCGUGGUACUUCAACAUUUCUCCGUGAAUUUGGAGGAGUUAUCGGAGAACAGGGAGCCAAGAUUGUCCACUUCGUCGACGGACGAAGAUAACCAUCCGUAUGGACACAUGUCCGACUCUAGCAGCGAACUGUCGGAGCACAGUAAGCUUUGCGCAACUCAUUCCUCGAACGAGUUCGAUGCGAACUCGCGCCAGAAGUCUUGCUCGGUUCAUUCGAGCAUCGAUCUGACCGAUUCGAAAACCAUCGGGGGAAAGAAUCGGCUUGUGAUCGGUAAAGAUUCCUCCCUGCAUCAGUUGUUCGGCUUGUCACCGCCUAGCGAGAGCCGUUUGAUGCAGCGCCGUCUAAAAGCUCGCUCGGAUCUUCUCGAACGUCAAACCAACAAAGCAGUGAUCGCUUCACCGAGUGGCUGAAAGGUGACAACAUCUUUUGCGGGAAAAGGAAAAAAAAAACAAAGAUCUCCUUUCUUGGUAGCGCGUAUUAUUCGUAUUUACACGUCUGCAUAUAGGGAUAUGAAAAGAUUUACAGUAAUGUUAUCUAUCGGGGCACCUUCACCAAGGGUAACGACGAUAGAAACGAUUCUAUGAUUGGCUAAACGAAGGUCGUGUGUGUUACUUUACGAAUAUCCAGAGCCACUAGAUAAUGAUUAUAGACGCGCGACAAUUGACGAUUAUUGCACACACCGCUCUAUACAUAUAACAAUACACACACCAACGUCACAUGACAGUCAGAUGGACAAUAAUUAUUCGCGAUCUUGUAUUCUAUUCACUUUGUAUUCUACGGAAUUAAAGAAAAGAAACAUCUCGUACCCAAACAUUGCUCUUUCUUUUAUCGUCGUUUCUUUUUUUUUUCUUUUCUUAUUCAUACUUUUUUGCUUUCUUUUUCUUUUUAAUGCAGUUACAAUUUGGAUAAAGUAUCAUGGAGACGCGUUAAACAAUAUGAACGAACAUAGAGCGAACACACCGUGGGCCCGAUAAAACACGCAUCUGCAUCCAUUGUGAAUAAACAAACGGUCGCACGCGCGCUCGUAUUUAAACUGGAGUGUGAAUUGAAGGCAUUUUUAGUCUCGGACAUGUAAAGUCUGCAAUGUGUGCAUUCCAUUGUCGGGGUAAUCAUUUGAAAACCUGUACGUAUAGCAUAAUAUAAAGGAUAACGUGUAUAACAUACAUACGGUAGAUAAUCUUCCUGUACUUUCGCUAUUAUAGUACGUAGAAGAGUAAUAUGCUCGUUCAUAUCGAUUUAUCGAGACGACAGAUGCACGAACGGACGCGAAAGAAGAGAAAGACAUGGAUACAUUUUUGUUCUUAGCAUUAGAAAGAAAAUCUUUUGCGGUUCAUAUAUGUACAUACGCGUACACCAGCUUUUUCUUUGCUUUCUUGCUUUUUUGCUUUUUUGCUUUCUUACUUUUCAUUAAAUGUAUUUCACUUAAGGAAGAGUGUACGAGUUAACGAAAUAUUUUCAAGUUUCUCUUCUUUCCUGAUCAUGUGUUCGAGAAUGAUAAACAACAACUGCGCGACACAUCCUCGAAAAAGAACAAAAAAAAGAAAAAAGUAAAAAAAGAAAAACAGCGCGAGUAGCGCUCACAAGAGUGAAACGCGCGCGUCUUCUUGGUGCAUGUUACGAAUAGUUUGCUCAGUAGGUUUCUAAGAAUGUAGUAGAGUGUAAGUCCGAAAAUGUCGCAAAUAAAUAUAUCCAAGAAAGGAAAGAACCACCCGCGUUCGUGUCGAGAGCAAAAAGGGGCGACAACUACGACGGUCAUUUUUUGUAAAUGUCUCUUAAGUAUCUUUGUAGAGAGUUAGUGUGUAAGGAAGAUAAGGAAAAAAAAACAGUUAGUUUAACAGAAAAUUGAAAAAAAAGGGAAAAAUUACAGAAAAAAUUGUACCUGCGUCGUAAGUGAUUAAGAAAAAGUAUACCGAGUGAAAGAGGGAGCGUGAAAAGGAGGAGAAGUACAGAGAUCAGAGAUUGAGAGCGAUUCCCGUGCACGCGGCCGCGCGUUCACAGGAACAUUUUCUCGAAGAACCUAGAUUACACGAAAUCACAUCCAUUAAUUAUUGUUACGUAUUUUUGUAGAGUUUUAUCGAUGAAAUGUGGUUUUAUCAUCUGCCCACCUACAGUCGCGAUCACCCCCCCAUCCUUCCCCCC
Messenger RNA from Habropoda laboriosa, 4873 nucleotides. RefSeq names its product MAP kinase-interacting serine/threonine-protein kinase 1-like. Bases 1555 to 3144 code for a protein of 529 amino acids. The transcript is spliced from 6 exons. The record is from RefSeq and is a predicted model, not a curated record. Gene Ontology annotation, biological process: protein autophosphorylation; intracellular signal transduction; peptidyl-serine phosphorylation. Lineage: Eukaryota; Metazoa; Arthropoda; Insecta; Hymenoptera; Apidae. Gene Ontology annotation, cellular component: cytoplasm; nucleus. Gene Ontology annotation, molecular function: ATP binding; calcium/calmodulin-dependent protein kinase activity; calcium-dependent protein serine/threonine kinase activity.